GCCGGCGUUCUGAAGAGCUCUUGCCUCUGGAUCUCUUCUGCUUUGCUAAAUAUUUAGAUUAGAGGUGACAGCUGAGCAGCGUCUUCAGCACGGUGCGUUUCGUGGGAGCCCGUCUGGGGCUGCCCCAUGUGGUCUCCGCCACCCUUGGCAGAAGUAACCCGUGCUGGCACGUGGCCACGGUUCCCCCCGGUGCCCUGUGCCGAAAAACGGGCCGGAUUCCUGCCUCGCUGUGGCUUUCCUCUCCUUCCUGGCAGGACGGCUCCCCUCGGCGCUGGGCAGGCCUUGCCGCGCAUCUGCAGGCAGCGGCACGCUUGCUCGUCCCGGCUGGCGGGUGCCCCGGGAGCGCCCGGCGCUGCUCCACGCGGGCCCGGGCUGGUCUUCGGCAUGCUGUAUCCUGCCUAUGCUUCCUACAAGGCCGUGAAGACCAAAAACAUCCGGGAAUACGUGCGCUGGAUGAUGUACUGGAUCGUGUUUGCGAUCUUCAUGGCCACGGAGACCUUCACUGACAUAUUUAUUUCCUGGUUUCCCUUCUACUACGAGAUCAAGAUGGCCUUCGUCAUCUGGCUGCUCUCCCCCUACACCAGAGGAGCCAGCCUGCUGUACCGCAAAAUCGUGCACCCCACGCUGUCCCGCAAAGAGCAGGAGAUCGACACGUACAUCGUCCAGGCCAAGGAGCGCACCUACGCGACCAUGGUGCGCUUUGGCAAGAAGGGCCUCAACAUAGCAGCCACGGCCGCGGUGCAGGCGGCCGCCAAGAGCCAGGGCGCCCUGGCCGGGCGGCUGCGCAGCUUCAGCAUGCAGGACCUGCGAUCCAUCCCGGACGAGGCCCCCGUGCAUUACCGGGACCCCCUGUACCUGGAGGAGCCAGAGGGCCAGGGGCAGCCGCUGGGCUACCGCGUGGCUGCGGCUGCCCGGCAGUGCGAGAGUGACACGGACGAGGAGGAGUGCUGGUCGGACUCGCCGGUCUUGCCCAAGGCCGUGUCCCACGGCAGGGACCCCAAGCCGCUCUCCAGGAGCCAGAGCCUGCGCACGGUGAAGAAGAAGCCGCAGAGCAAAGAGGGCUCCUCCCGCCUGCUGCGUGCCCGGAUCAGGAGGAAGGCAGCUCAGCAGGACCAGGACAGUUAGUGCCCUUGGGGCGGCCCUUUGCCAGGAGUCUUAACCUGAGUUUGCUGCUGCAGCACGAGGAGGGAGCCACGGUUUGUGCGUCCUUGGGCCCCGCGGCCGCUCCCUCCCGCGUGCCUCACGCUGGGCGGCCGGGGAGGGGGUUCCCUGCCACUUUACACUGUAAAUAUCUCGUUGUUUGCCCUUUGCCUCUUCCUGGCUGCUCUGUACAUCCAGGGAGUUAUCUGGCUGCUAAUCGAGCCCAGCUGCUUUGCAGAGGGAGGGCAGGUCUGUCCUGAAACUUUCUGACCCUGACGUGGCCCCGAGGCCCUUCCCAGCUGUGCCCCCUCCCCGAGCAUUGCUGCUGCGGGCCGGCACCGGCGCCUCUCCCGCUGCGCCCUGGGCUGGCUCGUGUGCCGGGGGAGCGGUGCCACGCGGGGAGUGAUGCCACGCAGGGUCCCAGCCCUCACCCUCUCCUCCGCCCUGGUGAACACUAAGGGCUCUGCUGGGAAGCCGUGUCCUUGUCUCGGUGUCCCUUUGGGGCCCUGCUCUCCUGCCACUGUGUUGCCUUACUCCCUGUGUCCCUCUCCUCCGGAGAGACGUGCCUUGUCCCAUCUGUCCUCUGUGAAGCCAAAGGCGCAGCCCGCGCUGUCCUGGCCGUGCCGGCAGCCCCGGCUGCCCUGCGUCCUCCUCACUUGAAAGCGGAGCACCAGUGCUGCCCGCGGGCUGCCCGCACCACGCGGCUCUCCACCUUUUCCUCUCCCAGACAGGAGUUUUGUACAUGGACAAUAAACCUUAUUUCAGACUUUCA
Dromaius novaehollandiae (emu) is the source of this 1912-nucleotide messenger RNA. RefSeq names its product receptor accessory protein 4 (gene REEP4). Lineage: Eukaryota; Metazoa; Chordata; Aves; Casuariiformes; Dromaiidae. The record is from RefSeq and is a predicted model, not a curated record. Gene Ontology annotation, cellular component: cytoplasmic microtubule; endoplasmic reticulum membrane. The transcript has 8 exons. Bases 127 to 1125 code for a protein of 332 amino acids. Gene Ontology annotation, molecular function: microtubule binding.